Exophiala viscosa is the source of this 1590-nucleotide messenger RNA. RefSeq names its product initiator tRNA phosphoribosyl transferase. The record is from RefSeq and is a predicted model, not a curated record. Gene Ontology annotation, biological process: charged-tRNA amino acid modification. Bases 94 to 1485 code for a protein of 463 amino acids. Lineage: Eukaryota; Fungi; Ascomycota; Eurotiomycetes; Chaetothyriales; Herpotrichiellaceae. Gene Ontology annotation, cellular component: cytoplasm. Gene Ontology annotation, molecular function: tRNA adenosine(64)-2'-O-ribosylphosphate transferase activity. The transcript is spliced from 2 exons.
CCAACGAUCGACGACGCAUCUCGAUGUGAAUCCAGUCAUCAACAUAUUUCCCUCAACGCGAACGGAGGAAGGUUCUUGUAUUUUUAGCAGACGAUGACUUCCGCGGACUUUCCGACAAGACUGGCAGAGCUGGUAUUGAAUGAUUCGAGUCACAAUCCUUCCCUUUAUGCCAACCUUAGAUCGAUCCGCAGAUCGGCUCUUUCGAUACCACAUCGCCUCCACUCGAUCUUAUCUGAUGCACACUUUGCGAAGGAGGUGUCUGGACACUGCGGCUUACCACUCGUGGCGAACGAACGGUGUGGGAGUUGGUAUAUUGAUCCUGCUGAUAAAGUCGGGAGUGCUUACUUUAAGAGCACGGAUGGCCAUCAUUCCAUGUGGGAUUUCUCGCUCCGCCGGCUCAAUCUUCAGCUGUUUUCAAUUCUGGCUAAGUAUGGGGGUGCUGUAAUUGUCGAUUCGACUCGGCGAGGCAAGAAUUUACCAGACGCUUUCAGCAAGACGGUACCAAUAUGGGUGGCGGUCAUCAACAGAGCGUUGUAUCCGGAAGCGCUUUCCAUGCAUGCUGUGCAAGUGCCGCCUCCACCGAACGAAUUAGGUGAAUCUGAAGUCUCACAGAUCGACGCAAGGCUCGACAAAUUCACAUCAGCAUUCUGUAGUCUUCAGCUGGAUCUUGAGAAGCUGCGCACUGAGUUAAAGCGGCCGAUCCAGUUGAACUGGGCGAUAAAUGGCUAUUUCGACGUUGACUCCGAGGAUCUGCUACCCUCGGUAGGGAAUCACCUGCUGGUGCUCUGCUCUGCAUCGCGGCGGGUUCGUGGCGCUGAAAUCUCUGAAGGAGGUUAUAUCCAGGGAGCUGGAGAUGAUAGCGAAGGAUGGUCUCAUGGACUUACAGCACAGAUCUUCUGGAAACAUCGCGAGAAGUUGAUGGCUGCACCGGAAGACGAUCUCCCAGACCUGAUCCAGCAGCUGUCGGAGGAGGAGAAACCAGGCACCAAUGUUACAGGAGAAGGUGUCAAGAUCCCACCAACUACAAACCUUCACAUUGGUAUCGGACAGCUCAGCCAGCUUGGAAGCUUCGAUCUUAUCAUCAACUGUGGUGGCAACAGUGGUGGAGACCUUCCAGGUAUCCGCAACUUGCAAUGUCGUGACCACAAGUUGGGAAGCAAGGACCUUCGAGAGCGGCUGCCCGCUCUUGUGGACACUACUAAGAAUCAGCUUCAGAAAAUCCGAGAAAGCCAAAUUCUGGUGACGUGUGCGACAGGCAAGGAUCUCAGCGUUGGUGUUGCAGUCGCGCUACUUUGCCUGUUCUACGACGAUGAAGGGCAACUCAAAGACGACCUCGGCAUAGGAAGCACUGUCGAGGUGAAUAAACAGCUCGUCAAACAGCGGUUGGCCUGGAUAAGCUCUGCGAAACCAGACGCCAAUCCAUCAAGAGCAACGCUGCAGGCGGUAAACUCGUUCUUGAUGCAAAGACCAGACUAUAUUGCUUGAAAGUCGCCAACAGCCUCAAGAAGCCAGAUAUCGCUGAUGUUGGAAAGGCUGCUGGUACCUUGCAUCGAUAUGGCGGGGUAACUUACUUUUACAUGUUGAGAUGUC